UGUGGGCCUCAUUAAAACUGAAAUUCUGCACUUUUCCGUACAGCCGAGUUUCAAAGUUUUGGACUUUUCCUGCGUGUUUGAGUCAGUCUGUUGCAACCGCAUGUCCUUGAAAAGUGACUGUGCAGGGACGGGUCGUUAUUUACACAAUAAGUAAUGAUUACAUCAAAGGAUUUAUCCCCUUAAAUGACAGUAAUUUGCAAGCAACCAUUACUGGAACAGAUAUACAGAGCAGUUUGGUCGAUCCUUAACUGGAGCACAACACAAUGACGUUCUGUUGGGUUGCUGCUUUUCUCCUCUUGGCAUACUUCUGCCACAGCACCGUUUCUUGUCCAGCCUUGUGCAAAUGCUACCCCGGAAGAACGGAGGUUGUUUGUAACGAGGUUCCCCUCACAGAGUUUCCAACAGAGGGUCUUCCAGAGAACACCACCAUGCUGACGAUUCAGCUCACGAACAUCACCUCCAUCUCGGAACAUCAUCUGAAAGCAACGCCACUGCUGCGAGAGCUCCACGUGUACGGGAACCACCUUCGCAGCCUUUCCUCUCGUUUGCUCAGGGGCGUUCCUCGGCUGCAUACGUUGGAUCUGACGGGAAACAAGCUGAGCGAUCUGCCUGACGAUGUCUUCCGCGACGCCCCGCUUCAGAACCUGAUUCUGAAGAACAAUCAACUUCAGAAAGCGGAUGCAAAGUGGUUUCCUGAUACCAGCAUCUUGACCUGGCUGGACUUAUCUGGAAACCAAAUAACAGAGCUCUCGGUCGGUUUGUCUCAGAGGCUCCCUCACCUGGAGAUUCUCGACGUGUCCGACAACCGGCUGGAAGAGAUGGCGCCGAACUCUCUGCACCGUCUGACCAAACUCCAGAGGCUAAGCCUGCACAACAACAAGCUCAAGACUUUGGAUGAGUCCGUUUUCCGGGACACGCGCAACCUCACGUCUCUCUUCCUCAAUGGGAACCAGCUCAGCAAACUCCCACAGAACCUUUUCCAGGGACUCACCAGGCUCACACAUCUCAGUCUGGAUGACAACCAGCUGACCCUCAUCCCCAAAGGUCUGCUCGACCCGUUGAGCUCCCUUGAGGAUGACGGACUGGACCUGACUGUCAACCCCCUGCUUUGUGACGGGGAGGUGGAGUACCUGUGGAGGUGGCUCCAGCAGAACAAGAAGAAGGUUCUCUUGGCAGACAACAUCACCUGUGCUUUGCCUGAGUCUCUCGCAGGGCGCUCAUUAAUUUCCCUCACAGCAAACGAUCUGAACAUCGGGUCUCAGCUGUCUUGAUGCUGCCUGACGUUAAAUGUACGAAAAGGCUGGUUCAGGAUGGUUGAAGUGACGUCCUGUUAAACUUUAGAAGAAGUCAAUUUCUUGAAUGCAGUAGGUAACCUUUCCAGCAUUGUUGAUUUAGUAUAAAUCCACUUUAGUCUGACUCAGAGGCUGAAGCCAAUGGCUGGUCCAAGAGGACACCAAUGUGGACGUCUACCCCCUUAAAGCAACUUUGAUCCCAGAAAAGCCACGGCAGAUUAUCCUAUUAUCCAUCAUGUUUGAUUGCUAGGUUAUGUACAAAAGAAAUUCUGAUUAUUUUACAUAGGAAACAAAGACUCUAGUCCUGGUCUUUCCGCAUGAAACACAACUUUGCAAUAAGUAAAGCCUUUUCAGUUGGAGUCACUGUGCAACGAGGUUUAAAAAGCAAAAAGUUUAUUUGUUUUAAGUGACCACUUUUAAUGGUUUUAAACUCUGCUGAAACGUUUUAGAUAUUUAUUCCAACAGGAAGCAUUUACAUGUUUGUUCAUAGAGCAUGCUUCUGUACAGGAAGACCAUUGGCGGUGCCCUGCCUCCGACUUUCUCCUCCUGAGUAAAUAAUGUUUGGCUUCAGAGUGAAUUGUUGCAAAAUGCUAACACGACAAUUAUUUAAAGGUUCCUAAAUGAACAGUAAAAUUUCUAAGAUAAUUUGAUGGAGUUCUUUAAACACAGAAGGCGGAUGAUUUGGUCUCGUCUUGGCUUGGACUCGCUGGUAACACCUAAUCUGGACAUGUUAUCUGCUGCAGAUGAGAUAUUAGCUGCUUAUGACAUUUCAGUAAAUCUUCUUAAAUCUAUGACCAUCCUUUAAGCAUUCUUUUAUAUUCCACGGUUGAAUGUUAUUUGGAAAUCCUAGUUUACUUAUUUUUCUAAACAAUAUUUUUGGAAAGGAUAGAUGAUUGUCAACUUUAUCAAGGUUGGGUUUAGCUUGGUGUAAAUACAAUAUAUACAUAACAAGGAGAGAUAUGUAACAUUAAAGCAGGUGUUAAGCAUAUUUUGCAUUAAGCCCUAAUUUCUGUAUUGAUUUUUGGUCUGAUAUAAUGUUCUUGUGUUCUAAGUGUAAAGUCUUUAUUGUUAACAGAAAAGCUUGAAAACAUCAAUCUGUGUGUCAGUAAUCUGUGGAAUGUGUUUGAGGUGGGGAACUGAACUACUAAAUAAAUAAAUAAAUUUACUUCCUA
Fundulus heteroclitus (mummichog) is the source of this 2464-nucleotide messenger RNA. Its product is annotated as leucine-rich alpha-2-glycoprotein. The transcript is spliced from 2 exons. Gene Ontology annotation, cellular component: plasma membrane. Bases 264 to 1271 code for a protein of 335 amino acids. NCBI's taxonomy places the organism in Eukaryota, Metazoa, Chordata, Actinopteri, Cyprinodontiformes, Fundulidae. The record is from RefSeq and is a predicted model, not a curated record. Gene Ontology annotation, molecular function: protein binding.